Messenger RNA from Mya arenaria, 2666 nucleotides. RefSeq lists its product as uncharacterized. Lineage: Eukaryota; Metazoa; Mollusca; Bivalvia; Myida; Myidae. Gene Ontology annotation, biological process: protein phosphorylation. The record is from RefSeq and is a predicted model, not a curated record. Gene Ontology annotation, molecular function: ATP binding; protein kinase activity. The transcript has 11 exons. Bases 831 to 2309 code for a protein of 492 amino acids.
UAUUCCUUUUUUGUUAAAUAACUAUAACUUCCGUAUUAACUAGCUUUUACUAAAUACACGAAUUCGAUAAUUGAAUUAAAUAUAUUUAUACAGACACGAAAACGAAUCGGGACUUGCGUUUAAACUAUCAUAACUCAUUUACCAUGCAUAUAGAUACCAUUACGUCAGCUUUUUGAAAUUUUACUAAUUUGAGUGAUUACGUAAUACAUGUAUAAAUCAGUCGCCUUUUUUAUAACGAAAUAAUCUGUGUUAGUUGGAUUUGGAACUGCUAAAUGAAAUGGACGAACUAGGUAUCGAUGUUCGAGACAAGGAUGCGGAUCCUGAGUCCGAAGUAAAGGCGAUGUACAAAGGAGGUGGUGCUCGUCCGAUUGACACAAAGGUGUUAGACUCAAGAUUAAGGCUGCACUCUCACAGAUUGAACGUUUUGACAACUUUUUUUUAUUUUUUUUUGUCUUGGAAGGAGCCAAAUUUUGCGAAAAUCCACGGAAACCACUUAUAUAAGACUGCUGACAAAAAUUAGAUCGCCGAUUUUUAUAUAUAAAUUCAAAAAUUGAUGUUUUAUGCAUUUUUCUUAAACCAUUAGUAACGCUUUAAGCCAUAAACCAUUAAUUAUGAAAGGCCUAAUAUAAUAAUAUUUGAUAUGAAAAUCUGCGAUCUGAUCUUUUGUCAGCAAUCUUAUAACUUGUAAAAAUGGUAAAUCUGUGAGAGUUCAGCUUUAAAAGCAGUUUUUCCUAUCUUAAUUAAUUUUGGUAUUUCCGGAACGAUGUUUCCGUUGCCAUCGUGCAUCGUGAGGGGCAGGGUCGUUUUUCAGUGAUGAUGGUGUUUGUCACAUGCAAAACGUUGAAAACACCAACCCAAAAUUGAGAUUGGACAUAGACGUUGUAUCUCUCUCAGCAGAUAAGCCGUCACGCCAGUCGAAACACAGCGACACCGGUUUGAAGGUUGUUCCUGCGAGUCCUGAAAUCAAUGACCCAAUUGGUGAUAGGUUAACAGAAAGAACGAGAGAAUCCAAAUGCUUUCUGGGUGAUUUAGGAGAAUUGCAAGGAAAAGGGACGGCAGAUACACAACCAUUAAGACAUGAAUUGUGUACAGAUAUGCAAGGGGAGACGGGAAAGAAUGAAACAUUCUUUGUUGAUGAAAAGAUGUCGGUGAUAUAUUCGCGCGUUCGAGAUAUCAGCGCUUCAUUUGGCGACAAAAUCAAGAUCAUCGAAAAGAAUCCACAUGCAGUUGAUGUUGUAGAUAUUCAUGGACCCAAAUACCAACAGUUUAUCGAUGUUUCUGGAAGACGACAACGAAAUGAGAAUCUAGCUGUUGCUGAACAAUUUCCUGAUCUACCGACACCACCGGUCGUUACAGACGGUUUGUUUAUCAAACCAAGAGAGGAAGAUCCAGUCCAAAAUGGAUGGUUACAAGAGAAGGCGCCUUGUGAAACGUUCACUGAACUCUUGGAAGAUGAAGGGUCGUUUUGUUCGAUACAGAACGAAACAGCUAAAGAAAGCAAAUUAGAAGAGGAAGAACUAGAGAUAGGGGCUAAACUCGGAAAAGGGGGCCAGGGAAUUGUCCUGCUGGGUAAACUGCCAGAAACAGGAAAGCUAGUUGCCAUCAAACACGUUCGUAUAACCAAAGGUGUAGAGGCAUUGAGGAGAGAGUAUGAAAUAGCCAUGAUCUUGAAUGGUCAUCCAAACAUCAUAGAAGUGUAUAAAGCAGAGAAGAAAGAUGGCCACUUCCUGACGUACAUGGAGUAUAUGAAAGACGGAGCUGUAAAUAAGCACAGAUGGUAUGGAGAAGGUAAGGAGGAGGAAGGCGUGAAACAUGUCCUUCGUGAAGUGCUGAAAGGACUCCGCCAUAUACACGAUUCUGGCAUUAUACACCGCGACAUUAAAGGUGACAAUGUACUGAAGUCCGGUGACGACAUCAAGAUUGCUGACCUUGGGUCGGCGGUUUGUGCGCCCAGGAUUGGAAAUGGCUAUGGGGACGUUGUAGACAAUACUUUUCAAGGAACUCUGCAUUUUAUAUCAAAAGAGGUGGUUAGAGAACAGCGGUUCAGCACAGCAAGUGACAUCUGGGCUGUGGGGUGUCUUGGGAUUGAACUGGUGACAGGCGAGUUACCUUGGGGUGCUUGUAAAGUGGGAGACUCUGCUGCUCUUCUUUUCAAGAUUGGGAAUACGGACACGCCCCCACCACUCCCGCCCGACAUCUCAGAAUCUCUGCGAAAUUUCCUGAAUCAAUGUCUGCAGAUUGAUCCGCGUGACCGUCCAUCGGCAUCCCAACUGCUACAAGAUAAGAUCUUUGCCGACGUUGAGGAGUAGAGUGAUAUCUAUGCUAAGAUCAGACUCGCACUACUCGUUGACUUGAAAUAAACGCCCUUAAAAAGUAAAAGAAAUCCGUGUUCUCAGUUGAUGCUGGGUGUAGUUUAAGAUAAAUAAACCAAUUAUUUGAUAUUUUGAACCCAUGUAUACUACGUUUUAAAAUGAGUGAUCAAUCGGUCUGUCAAUGUGAAUGCAAGAAACUCAUAAUUGAACUGUUGAAAAAUGCUUGCGUUGUAGUUCUUUCAGCAGAUACCACUUCUGACUGUAUACUAAUAGUCAGUCAUACUGGUCAACAAGUAAUGCAGUGUUCAUUGUUAGUUCGUAUCUGUCGCUAAAUAAAAUAUUGUUUUUGUGUUA